AAUUGAUUGGAAGAAAGCAAAGCUGUUUCGAGAAACAAACGACCCACAUUGAUUUUGGACUUACUUUCCAUCGUGCGAGCACAGAGAGAGGAAAGCUACGUAUUAUCACAACUCGGUAAUCUGCGUGCGUCAAGGGUGUUGAUUUUUUGUUAUGAUUAAUUAUCAUCGUGUCUAUUUAGUUUCUCAUAGAAGGCUCGUGAGAUAAUGAAAAAGUACUAAGUGGUUGCAAUGAGGAGUGAUCGUUAAAAAAAAUACUCGGAAUUAACUCAACACGACAAAGGGCGCAGUUUCUCUUUGAGAUUGCUGCAUCAAGCCAGGGAAAGGAAACAUCACUAUAGACUGUAGUACUUAUAGACAGUUCGAUCAAAACGCGUAACCAGGAAAUCUGUCGCGGAUUAUGUUAUUGCUCGGUUUCGUAAACAAACAUUUGGCGUAAAAUUUCAAAAGCAUGGUAAUUAUCAUCAGUCUAUGAAUUGUGGUGUUUGGCGCGGUUUCUCAAACAGUGAGUGGAUUGAAAUUUGCAUAGUGAGGAAUUGAUCAAUUUUGAUUGCGUGCAAGGUGCUGACUGCCUACUUCCUAUGCCAGAAGCACACGGUAGAGCGAACCCCAUGACAUAAGGUACGAGGAAGGGAGUCGAUGGGUAGAAUGAUAUCACCGUGUUCAAGAUUGUUUAAAUUACUACUGGCAUUAAAUAUCCACCUGGCCGUAACGGUGACCAGCUUGGAGCCGAGUCAGCAUGCUGUUCCGGUUCUGGUGGAUGAAAACACGCUCGAUGAUUUCGGCGCACAUGGCUACGAGUUGACGCAGUCGCAGAACAUACAACGGCAGGAUGCCCUCACGAAAGCGUGUGCCCAGAUGCGGGAUCAUCUGGAGUACAAAUCGGUGGACGAGUUAAACACUUUUCAGAUGAGUCAUCUGCUGGUUGACGAAAAGCACAAGUUCCUGUACUGUUAUGUUCCUAAGGUCGCUUGCACCAACUGGAAGCGCAUCCUAAUGAUCAUGACUGAAAAAUGGAACGGCACGGAUCCACUGCAGAUUCCCGCAGACACUGCUCACUCGAACGGUGUGUUCAGUACGUUCAGUUCCUUAAGUCCCGACGAACGCCAAACAGUGCUGACUGACUACCAUCGUUUCAUUUUGGUUCGGCACCCCUUCGAACGGUUACUGUCCGCCUUCCGCAAUAAGCUGGAGGGAAACGCCAAAAGUGCCAAAUAUUUCCAAUCCCGUGUGGGUAAAACCAUCAUCCGAGCAUUCCGUCCAAACGCGUCCAAUGCGUCGCUGGAGCACGGCCAUGACGUUACCUUCCUGGAGUUUAUACAGUACCUGCUGACGCCGGAGUUGAGUCGCAAUUCGAACCAUUCGUUCAACGAACACUGGGAACCGGCUGCAAAACUGUGCCAUCCCUGUCUACUGCAGUACAACAUCAUCGGAAAGUACGAAACACUGGUAGACGAUUCGACGUUAGCUCUCCAUUUGGCUGGAGUGAGUGAGGUUAACUUUCCCAUUUCGUACAAAACAUCUGGCACCAGCGAACGGUUACGAAAGUAUUUCAGUGACAUUCCACUACCAAUUAUUAAAAGCUUGUACAAAUUGUACGAAGAUGAUUUCCGACUGUUCGAUUAUGGUUUGGACGAUAUUUUGGGUUUUGAGCUCGGUUAAACUCUCAGAAGUCAAUUCAUUUUACAAUUAGUACAACAGAAAGAACAAAACGGCUAAUCAAAACUAGAACCAGUACUAACUACUUAGUAGAGAUAAUGGUAAUGGUACCAGGUACCGGGUUUCAUUAUUUUUAGUUGACUAGAAGACUUACUCUACCAGAUUUUACAAUAAAUUUUAACACAACUAUAUAGACAUUCGAUAUGACAAUACUAGGGCAUAGAUUAGUAGUUGUUAGAUGAUGUUGAAACAUACGAGCAAGACAACGUCCAAAAUUUUAUACUCAAAGUGUACAAUUAGUUCUAACAUUCAAAAUUUAACCCGUACAUGAUUUUUAGAUGUGAUUUUUUGCGUUGAUAUGUACUUAUCAAAUUUGUUGGAGUUAACUCUGUGAUGACAGCCUAACCUGAGCAAUAAAUGUGGCUUUACAAUUGGCGAUGUUCUUU
Ochlerotatus camptorhynchus is the source of this 2102-nucleotide messenger RNA. Its product is annotated as carbohydrate sulfotransferase 11. Gene Ontology annotation, cellular component: membrane. Gene Ontology annotation, biological process: carbohydrate biosynthetic process. The record is from RefSeq and is a predicted model, not a curated record. Lineage: Eukaryota; Metazoa; Arthropoda; Insecta; Diptera; Culicidae. The coding region runs from base 637 to 1659 and encodes 340 amino acids. Gene Ontology annotation, molecular function: sulfotransferase activity. The transcript has 4 exons.